AUGGGUGCCAGGUACGGCGCGGAGAGCUGGGCCGAGCAUGCUGAGAGCCUGGAGACCCGACGGCGGCCGGGAUUUCCGUCUCUCUCUCUGUAUAUAUCUAAACGAGUCCCUCUGUACAUGUAUUUAACUGUGGGGUCACGUGCGUGUGUCUGUGCGAUGUGCGUGUAUCGCGUGUGUGCGUGUGUGGGGCCGCCCGCGACGGGGGCAGGAAGAGUGUGCGUGCGCCCAGGAGGCGCGGGGCGCUGUCUGUCUCCUGAUUUCUUACCUCUCAAGCCCCUCCUGUACUUCCCUGAAGGGUGUCACUUUGGCGGGGUUGGAAACAAAAGUCGGACAUUAAAGGUCGUUUCUCCUGUGCGGCUUUGA
Molecule: messenger RNA, 363 nt
Organism: Rangifer tarandus platyrhynchus (Svalbard reindeer)
Lineage: Eukaryota; Metazoa; Chordata; Mammalia; Artiodactyla; Cervidae
Source: the annotation of a GenBank genome assembly